Molecule: messenger RNA, 2540 nt
Organism: Formica exsecta
Lineage: Eukaryota; Metazoa; Arthropoda; Insecta; Hymenoptera; Formicidae
Gene: RN-tre
Product: USP6 N-terminal-like protein
Exons: 9
Coding region: 612-2327 (571 amino acids)
Source: RefSeq, a predicted model, not a curated record
GACAGUGAAUAUCGGAACGUAGUCAUAGGUCGUGUUCCAAAAUUCACUACCAGUACUGUAAAUCUAUAGUUCACGUAACAUAUAUUAUAGAUUUCCAGUACUAGUAGUGAAUUUCGGAACACGACUAUAGUAUCAAUAUAUGACUUAACCUUCCUUUAUAUAACCUUAGAGAGACCCGCUGGUUGGUGUCUUCCGCGGACUUUCGAGAAGAGGAGUAGAGGUAGAGGCGAACGCGGCUGAGAAAUUCAAAUGUCGUGUCGCGUGUAUCGUCUGCGCCUGGCCAGCGAGAAACCAGACAGAUCCAUUUUGUGCCUGCUCGGCCAUUCGGUCGCGUAUUGAAUGUCUAUCUGUCAGUUGUACGCGCGUCAAUAUGGCAAUUUAACGACGAAAUCUGUUAUGUCCUGAAGCGGCGCGAAAACGCCGAGAAGAUACAUGUAAUUUCAUACACGCAUGCAUUCCAUGUAUCUUACACAUGUGGUGCAACGUAAUCACUUUUUAAAAGGAUAUUUAAUAGAUGUAAACAUAUGAAGCUUAAUGGCUGGAUGCUGGUAGAGAAGUUCAUUAACGAAACGGCAUGCUUGUAAGAGCCUGGCCGCGCACUGUCACGUGGGAUGAAUGAGGAAGAACUGUUGAAACGGUCUGCUGCAGAGCGCGAUAGGAUUUUCAGCUGCUAUGAUCGCGGUAGGGAGGGCACUGAGAUUGAUCCCUGGGAGGAUCCCGCUUAUGAAGUCUAUCACACUACAGAUAGAUAUGGAUUCAUACACGAUAAAAGAUUACCACAGAAGCCGGAUUCAUACCAGAUCAAGUUACAUCAUGUGGAAAUGGAGAGAUUGAAGAAAUGGGAGAAGAUGACAAAACAAUGGGACAGUGCCUCGACCAAGGAAAAAUUGCGUCGUAGAAUAUACAAAGGGAUUCCUAAUAGAUUUCGUGGUCAAGUAUGGACUCUACUCUUAGGCAUCAAGAAUCUCAAAAAGGAGCAGGCAGGCAAAUACGAGGAGAUGCUACAACUAGCUCGCCAAUGGUCCACAGAGAUACGACAGAUCGAUGCCGAUGUCGCCAGACAAUACAGAGAUCAUAUUAACUAUAGGGAGAGAUAUAGUAUAAAACAAAAAUCCAUGUUUUACGUACUAGCGGCCUAUAGUAUGUACAACAUGGAGGUAGGAUAUUGUCAAGGAAUGUCCGUGUUAGCUGGUUUGCUGCUGCUUUACAUGGAUGAGGAGGACGCAUUUUGGGGCCUUUCUGUGUUACUUGCCGAUCAAAAAUACAGCAUGCAUGGCUUUUAUGUAGAUGGAUUUCCAAAAUUAAAUCGUUUCAUAGAGCACCAUGACAAGAUAAUGAACAAAUUUUUGCCGAAAUUGAAACGGAAAAUGGAUAAAUGCGGCUGCGAUUCCAUACUUUAUGCAUUGAAGUGGUUCUUUGUUGUUUUUCAGGAGAGAACUCCCGUUAGUCUCGGUCUUCGUAUUUGGGACAUAUUUCUAUUGGACGGUGAUCGCAUACUGCCGGCGAUGGCGUACACCGUGAUGAAGCUACAUAAGCGAUAUCUGAUACCGAUGGAGAGUCUCGACGAAUUCUGCAAUUAUCUGCAGAUCAAGUUAGAGAAGGACUUCUGUUUUGACGACGACACUGUGAUCAGUACAAUGGAGCGCAGCAUGGAGGAGUUAAAGCGUGCCAAAUUAGACUACCCGGGUGUACCGUUGCCUCAUGAACUGCCCCGUUUUCCGUUUGGCACUUUCAAGGAGCCUUCGUUUACUAACAAGGUUGGAAGGCGAAGCGAGGAGUUUAGCGAAGCUCAGCAUGUAAUGCGAGAAUCCGUGGCGCAGCGCAGGGACAUGGCACUGAUCGACAACGGCAGGGAGAGUACUACGCCCGUCGAACCGACCAGUGGCCUUGGCGGAAGCAAGUUUUCCUUUGACCCGAGCCUCGACGACGGCACGUCUCCUAACGGCUCCCGCCGAUCGUUGGCUGAGACGUCGGUGACAUCGACGGCCGACCUGUCGGUGUUCAGUUCGGCUACGCGUUCCCAGGCGCUGGACAACAGCCUGGAUACCCAGAGCAAUAUCUCGAACGCCAGCUCGGGCAGCGGUGGUCUACCGACGCCGCGUGCGACGCCGCAUCAGCCCAGCCCGGACGUGGUGCGCAUCUACGUGCCGUACACGUCGCCCGUAUCAGCGGCGGUCUCUUACAAGGACGACCUGCCGCGCACGCUACCACGCUCCCUGGACACUAAUAAGAUCCGCAUCCGCGUUGACCCGGAUCAGACUCCCAUCGUCGAGAAUCUCAAGCCGUUUUCCUUGGAGAGCCCGGAAGUGGAGCUAGACUUGAAGUAGAGUAAGUCGAAAUAUUGAAUUGUGUGCGGAAAAUUACUAUCGAAUCGAGAUAGGGUGUCCUGGAAGUCGCGCGUUUCUAGGUAUGUUAAAGUAUCGUCCUCUGAUAAAUCGAACUUUAAGAAGAAAUAACAAUAUUAUGUCAAUUUCGAUUUCUUUUGAUGCCUGGUAAAAAAUAUAUUUUAACUUGUUCAGCUUGUUUUCGUAGCGUAGAGA